Molecule: messenger RNA, 1827 nt
Organism: Trypanosoma rangeli
Lineage: Eukaryota; Euglenozoa; Kinetoplastea; Trypanosomatida; Trypanosomatidae
Exons: 1
Coding region: 1-1827 (608 amino acids)
Source: RefSeq, a predicted model, not a curated record
AUGCUACGGUCACUUAGUAACCUCAGCGAAGAGAGGCCAGACGUGGCGCGGGGCAAUUUCAAAUGCCCCAUGUUGAAUCUGCCCUCGUGGGAUCAACCAGCCCUUAUCAACUGGGAGCCGCUUGAACCCCCAAGCCCGUUCCUCCCCGUCGUGCAAAGGCGCGCCUACCCCUCUGUUGUUAGUGGCAUGUUGAGGGCCGCCGUGUCACCAAGGGCUCCCGAAAGGGAGGCAACCGCAGAUUCUCCUGGGGCAGCAGAGGCGGAAACACCACGCGAAGUUACAUUUGAGGAGGAGGAGAUGGCGCAGCGUUGUCUGUUCAAUGAAGAAACUUCGGCGAGACAGUGCAUUGUUUUUGCAGAGCAGUUUGAGUCGACCCGGUUGUGGGUGGAGGUGCUUCACUGCAUCAGCGUCAUCCUUGAAGUUGAUAUUCUGUCCGCGGAGGAGGAGGCGCGAAGUACGUACGAACGCGAGGAAGACAGGCUGCGAAUGUGCUACAUAAUUGAAAUGAAAACGGUUGGCAAUCGUAUUCAAAAGCGUCAGGAGGAUGAAAUGCGAAGAAAAUUUACCCAAUUGAUACCAUUACACAAGGAGGGGUUCACCAGCAUUCUGCAGGAGGAGGCCGGUGAGCUAGCGCAACUCUUGGAUUGGUUCAGGACGAACCGCCCGUUUGGAAUGCGCCUACCCACCUUCCUGAGUGGUGAGCCGCGUCGGAUGCAGCCAAGGAAACCCACGGGAGGACGCAACGUGACUUAUCGGGGACGUGGAUCCAGAACUUUUGUGCCUAAAGUCCAGGCGACAGCUCGCUCCGAACUGGACUCGUGGCCCGAUGUUUUUCCGGAACCCUCCUACCUGGAGGAGGGGAGGAUGGUAUGGGCACUAGUCAAAAGCUUGAGGUACGGGCAACGCAAAAGUUGUACUUCAAAAAAUGAAGUUGAGGAACAGGAGGCGGCUGCACGUGAGGAAAUUCUUGCGGAGGAGGCGGGUAAAUGGCUUCCUAUGAUCGCCCUUGCCGUGGAUGAGUGCCAUGAGGCAAAACGGCGGACUCAGGAACGAGAUAAGGCUGAAACGAUAGCUAUUGGAGAGAGGUUAGAGGAACUGCAGAAGCGUACUGCCUUAUUGGAGAAGUUGGAAGAAGAGGAUGCUAUAGGAUGGGAAAAAGCUGCAAUAAAGCAACUUCAGGAGAGGGAAGCCAUGUUUCGGAAACAGUUGGACGAGGAAGACAGCUUUUUGACCAAGAGGGAAACGGGUGCGCAGCAGCUAGAUGGUUCUACAGGUGGCGGUUGUGUUGAGCAUGACCGGGACGGGGAGCCGCGCCUGAACAUUGGGGCGUGUGCUGAGGUAAGCAGCUCUUCGGAAAGCGGCUCCAACGACCUGCCACUGUACCCAAUGCUAAACGUUGUACUUAGUGCUGCGCUUGAGCGUGAUUCGUACGCAGGGCUUCAUAAUCCUGGCUUUUCUGCUCUUGCUGAAGCGGAGUGUUUGUUGGCAGUCUGCGAGGGGCGCAGUGCAGGCAGAGCCGCUCAGGCCUUUGCCUCUGCUAGUCGAAUGCCGUUUUGUCGGAUGUACCUCAUGCAAGGUCUUUGGUGGCCUAACACCUCAACUGGCAAGGCUAAGUGCCCCGGUGAGGUGCGUGUUGCUGGCGACGGCGCUCCAUACCUGUAUGAAUUGGCGAAGCUUGAAGCAGUAUCCAGGUCUGUGUUUUUGCAGGAUCAGAUUGCCGCAGCCUUGGACUUAUAUCAACAGGCAGCACGGGAGGCGAGCACGAUUAGCGGCACCAAGUAUGGUGAGGUGUACUAUGUGGGUGUCCGUAUGCCAAGCAACUUCUAG